CCUUUCCUUUCAUCAAGUUCCCAACUAAGCUUUUAUCAAGUUCUUGACAUGGUAUCAGAUUGAAAAUCAAUCUUGCUUCCGCAAACUCAAUUCUUUUCUUCAUUGCAAUACAAUACAGCCCUUAUAUUCUGUUUCUUGCAUUCUUUCUUUGAAUUCUACACAGAUCACUCCCAAUUCUCAAAAUCAAAAUCAAACUCAAAAUCUUUCAGAUGAUUCUUCUAGCCCAUUUUAUCUUCAUCCCAGUGAUAAUCCUGGUGCCUUAGUCUCAGAAAUUUUCGUUGGAGACAACUAUGUUGCUUGGAGUCGCUCGAUCGCCAUAGCCUUGACUGUCAAGAACAAGGUUGCCUUCAUUGAUGGUUCGAUUACUGUUCCCUCUGCUGAUCAACGUGUUGCUCAUACGGCCUCACAUGGUUGCCGUUUUCCGAAAGGUCAGUGAAAGAAAUUAUGGCGUAUGGAGACGUUGCAUUCAGUUUGAAGAGGCUCCACUGAAUAUUAUUGGAAACAGUCCCAUUCCUUUGAUCCUUCUGAUAAAGUCACCAAUUCAAGGUCACCCACUAUGAAUGCAGAAUCGGAGAGUUUGGAAUCAUCUCCUGCUGAUUUAAAUGCAACUUCCAGCAAUAGAAAAAUGGACCAACUGUCCCAAUUCAGGCCUAAUUCGUUUCCACUUCAAUACAGUGGAACCUCUUCCUUGUCAGUUUCCAGGCCGUCAGCUAUUGGCUUUCAUUUGAACAGCAUUUUCAAUACCGUGCCAAUAACCUGUGGUGCCACUGCAAACACGAAACUAGAAGAGGAUUAUAUGAGUGUACAAGGGAUGGAGUCAGCAUCUGCCUGUUGCCCGAUUUCAUCAAAUGCGGUGGAUAAAUUUUCGUUUAUUCCUAAAAAUGUGGGGGACAAAAGUAAGGCUUUAAUAGCUGCAAAUUUUGCCUCUUCUGAGUCUCUCCAUAUUACAGCACCUCCAAAUGAUAAGAGUAAAAUUAUUUCUGAACAAACUGACAAUUUUGAGUACAGCCGAAGAACGAGCCCCAAAACGAAAAGGACGAAAACUCCAAGCACCAAUGAUGGUGAUGACAGGCGUUGCAACUGCAAGAAGACCAAAUGCUUGAAACUUUAUUGUGACUGCUUUGCUGCUGGAUUCUAUUGUGCUGAGCCUUGUGCUUGCCAAGGGUGCUUUAACAGACCUGACUAUGAAGACACAGUUCUUGAUACAAGAGAACAAAUUGAAUCACGAAACCCACUUGCAUUUGCUCCCAGAAUCGUACAGCGUGUCAACGAGUUCAAUAGUAUGGAAAAUGGAAAUCGUGCAACACCAUCCUCAGGGAGACACAAAAGAGGCUGCAAUUGCAAGAAGUCAAUGUGUCUUAAGAAAUAUUGUGAAUGCUAUCAGGCUAACAUUGGAUGCUCCAGUGGAUGCCGGUGUGAUGGAUGUAAAAAUGUCUAUGGCAGGAAGGAAGAAUGUGCUGCUACUGUGCUUGGUAUGAACAAAGAAAUGGUUAGUGAUGAAAUUGGCAAGGAAAGAUUUGACGGCAUAUUUGGUAAAAACCUGGAAGGGAUGGCAAACAAGGCAGAUUUGUUGCAUGCGGAGUUGUAUGAUCCACAUAACAUCACCCCAUUGACGCCAGCAUUUCAGUACCCAGAGUCUGAAUCUAAGUCCCAAAUUGUUUCAAGAAGCUACCUACCAUCACCUGAAUUUGAUUCUCCUUUAUCAUCUUAUGUGGAUUCUUCAAAAACCUCGAGAACUUCAAAUAGCAUUGACUUGCUUCUGCCAGCAAAUAAAGAAUCACUAAGCCUAGGUUCUUACGAUUGGCGAUUGGAUUACACUAAUAUGGAAAUGAUGGAUCAAUUCUCGCCAGAAAGUGAUACAAUUGCUCUGUCCCAUUUAACUUCACUUUCAGAUCCACCCUUCAUGGCCAUGGCUUCUUCAACUUCAUCCAAAACAAGGGACUCGGCGAAUAGUUCACACUUUCAACUUUCUCCAGGAACUGGUUAUGUCUCAUCUGCUGGUUUCCAUCAUUGGUGUAGUUCCCCAAUUACUCCAAUGACUAGUUUAGAAGGAACCAAAUCACACCAAGGACUUGAUCCUGACAGUGAGUUUUGUGACAUUCUGGAUUAUGGCGCUCCUGACAUACCGAGGGAUAGGGCUACACCAAGUAUAAAUCAGUUAAAGUUCGUUCCCCAAAUCAGAAGAGGGUCUCCUCCACCGAGCCAUUUGAAUAAGCUUGGGUCAAGCUCUUCAGGGGCCUGAGAACUGGCGGUAAGUUCAUAUUGAGGGCUGUCCCUUCUUUCCCACCUCUUAGCCCUUGGAUUGAUAUCGAAGGCAGUACCAAUAAAAAACAUACAAAUCUUGAGGAGAAUCAUAGUAGCAUAUGAUAGAUGGAUGUCUCGAGAUUUAGGCGAGUCGUUAGUUUUCAGCUUUCCAUAUUUCAUAUGGUUUCUAAGCUGCUGCGUUGAACCUUUUACACAGGCUCAUAAGAACUUGCCGUAAGUCGUAUGGGUUAAUAAGUGGCAGGUUUGGAUAAGGAGAAGACUUCUUGGACUUCUGUUAUUCUCUUUCUAUGUAAAUAGAUAAUUUUCAAAACCAUUUCAUGGUAAAAGGAACACAAGUGGCACUGUGUUUUUAGCAAGUGCUACUGCACUAUCGUUUCUGGUCGUCUUUCUCGUCUUUAUUCUCAUUAUUCUUGUCUUUAGCAUCUCUGUUCAAUAAAUUGUUUUAAGUUGUUGACACAAGUUGAUUUGAGUACUUAAUACAUCCUACAGCCCAAUGAUGUGCUUGGAUU
Messenger RNA from Carya illinoinensis, 2774 nucleotides. RefSeq lists its product as uncharacterized. The record is from RefSeq and is a predicted model, not a curated record. Lineage: Eukaryota; Viridiplantae; Streptophyta; Magnoliopsida; Fagales; Juglandaceae. Bases 557 to 2242 code for a protein of 561 amino acids. Gene Ontology annotation, molecular function: DNA-binding transcription factor activity. The transcript has 8 exons.